This is a messenger RNA of Chelmon rostratus (copperband butterflyfish), 2466 nucleotides long. It is a transcript of the gene ercc8, whose product is annotated as excision repair cross-complementation group 8. The record is from RefSeq and is a predicted model, not a curated record. Gene Ontology annotation, cellular component: nucleotide-excision repair complex; Cul4A-RING E3 ubiquitin ligase complex. The coding region runs from base 244 to 1449 and encodes 401 amino acids. Gene Ontology annotation, biological process: protein polyubiquitination; transcription-coupled nucleotide-excision repair; proteasome-mediated ubiquitin-dependent protein catabolic process. Gene Ontology annotation, molecular function: protein binding. The transcript has 12 exons. NCBI's taxonomy places the organism in Eukaryota, Metazoa, Chordata, Actinopteri, Chaetodontiformes, Chaetodontidae.
GUGUCAAAUAAACAAUAAAUCAUGAAAGCAGAAUACCCCAAUAACAUACGGAGAGCACAAUAAGAUAUCGCGGAGCUUUGAAUAUCAUAUCAUGCCUUGUUGGACGUCCAAAAUUUCAGUUUGGAUUAGAAAUUUACUUCAGUGUAAGUAACAUGCUAGCCGUUGAGCUAGGUUAGUUUACGGUCGCAUAGAUUAAGUACUAGUCUUGCUCUAAAAUUAAGAUCUGUGCUGAAAGUUGAAACAAUGUUGGGAUUUCUGGCAGCAAGACAGGCUGGUCUGGAUGACCCUCUGCGACUGAGACGUGCAGAGUCAACGAGAAGAGUGCUUAGUCUGAAGUUGAAUCCUGACAGAGAUGUGGACAGAAUCCAUGGAAAUGGAAUCAACACCAUAGACAUUGACCCAGUAGAGGGCAGAUACAUGUUGUCUGGUGGAGCAGAUGGGGUGAUUGUCGUCUAUGACCUGGAGAACUUCAGUGGGAAACCACAGUACACCUGCAAGGCAGUUUGCACAGUCGGCAGGUCCAGUCGGCAUGUCCACAAAUUCAGUGUCGAGACAGUCCAGUGGUAUCCUUAUGACACAGGCAUGUUUGUCUCCAGUUCCUUUGACAAGACCAUGAAAGUCUGGGACACUGAGACACUGAAGCCUGCUGAGGUCUUUGAGUUUGAGGGCAAUGUCUACAGUCACCACCUGUCCCCCAUCGCCAGGAAGCACAGUCUUAUUGCAGUUGGCACCAAAAACCCUAAAAUCCAGCUGUGUGACCUGAAGUCUGGUUCACGGAUUCAUGUUCUUCAGGGUCACAGAGCAGAGGUCCUGUCUGUGUGCUGGUCGCCCAGAUAUGAGCACAUCUUAGCCACUGCCAGUGCAGACAGCAAAGUGAAAGUAUGGGAUGUGCGUCGGGCUUCCGGUAGUCUCCUCACUCUGGACCAGCACAAUGGAGACAAGUCAAAAGCGUCCUCUGAGGCAGUGAACACAGCUCAUAAUGGCAGAGUGAAUGGCCUGUGCUUUACUGCCGAUGGCCUCUACCUCCUCACUACUGGAACUGAUGACCGAAUGCGACUAUGGAAUAGUGCCACCGGGGAAAACACACUGGUAAAUUACGGGAAGGUCUGCAACGAGAGUCGUAAGAGGCUACAGUUCACAGUGUCACGUGGCUGCAGCCCAGAGUUUGUGUUUGUGCCAUGUGGCAGCUCAGUCGCGGUGUACGCCCUCCACACAGGAGAGCUGGUCACGAUGCUCAGGGGUCACUACAACAACGUUGACUGUUGCGAGUUCCACCCAGACUACCAGGAGCUGUAUAGUGGAGGUAAAGACUGUAACAUCCUGGCGUGGGUUCCUGUCCUUCGUGCCUCAGAUGUAGAAGAAGAGUCAAACCAUGCAAAUAAGGGUACUGCGGGCCAGUCUUCAGUGAACCCCGCCUUUCAGGAUGCAUGGAGCAGUGAUGAAGAUUAAUGCCGGUGUUUUGAAUAUGUGGACUGGCUGUAGAUGUGCAGGUGUGCGACCAUGCAAAUGAGCGCACAUCCUUCACGUUUAACUCGUCAAAAAAAAUGACAGGUCCGCGGAUACAUGGGAAGAUAGUUAUGGGUUCAGGGAAAUUUCCCGUUUUAUCAUUGCGGACAAAGAUGAAGGCCUUAAAACAACAAUGUGUAAAUAAUUGCAUGACUUUAUAAAUAUGCACAAUGUUAUGAAUGUUUGUGUGUUUUUUUUACAUUUGAUAUAGCUUUGUUAUUGAUGUUUUGUAUAUUUUUUUAUUUGACCAUAAAGCCAACACAGUCCUUGGUAUGCAUAAUAAGUUUUAUGUUGCUAAAGUCCUCUUAACCUGCUGCAAACCAAUUUUGUAUUUUUAAUAACUUAUUGUAGCUGUGGGGGAUGUCUGACAUUGUACAAAUUAUGUUUACUGCUUAAAGACUGGAGUUUUUUGGACAAGCAGCAUACUUGUCCACAUCUUUACUGUCAUCUCACACCUGGUAUGAUGCUGACACUAUAUCAGGUGUGGACAUUUGGUAAAAUGUAUGUCAGACAUUGCUUAAAGGGACAUUAUAGUGCUCAGAGAUGUGCAAGCUUUUUUAAACAGGCUGGUGUCAGCCUUUCAGUGUGUGUCUUUCUGCAGCUGAAUUGAAAAGAGACGCCCAACAAUCCUCACAUUGGAGGAGCUGGGCUAUCAGAAACACGCAGUGUAAGUUCCGCUGGUGGCCCUUGCUGAUACUAGCAGCCAGGACUGAUACUGAAACCCUUCUCUCUUCCAAUCCCCCCCACAGUUUUACAUAUUGGCUUUGUUACCAUGUGAACACCUGGAACCCAAAUGAGCCCCCACACCCAAUCCAAGAAAACAAGUCUUUACUUUUACUGUUCAUAUUUACACCCACUGUUUAAUCAUCUAAGGUUCCACUCAGUUGUUUAUUUCCCAAAUGUCUUGAAGUGUCUUGAAUUGUACAGUUUUUAACUAAGUGAUAAAUAAAUCACCUAAUA